AUGUUCCCCUCGAUGGUCGGCGCUGUGGACAUCUUCCGCUCGAACGACCCGUUGCCAAUGCAAGCUGCGCAACUGACGUUGAUAUGGAAAACUCCAGGAAGGAUCCUAAAUCCUCUGGCUGAACCCUUGACGAUGCAAGUAGGCUUGGGCUCUAGUGCUAUCAAUCUCAAUAAUAUUGUUAUCGAAGGAAGCUUCAAACCAGUGAGCACGAACAUCGCAGGAACUGUCAAUCAAGGCGAUAUAGCUUUGGUAUCAUGCGACUCCAACAACUCUUCCUCCAUGACUCAAGACGCCGUGGUCGGCUCAAUUAUCCCUAAUAACCCCGCUGCCAUCGUUCUAUACAGCCUCGCUUCCGCUCAUGGCGAAGUUAAGGACAUCGGCCCAUACAUACACCGCGUUGAUCUUCAGCCUGUGGGCAGCAACACCGACGAGACCCCCUCUCCAACAGACGCGGAAGCGGAUGAGACGUCAGCUGUACGGGGUGGUGAAAAUGCCCACUACUCCCGCGUACAGCGGAUCCUAGCUACGCGCCACGCGCCUAUCCACGAACGCAAGGCGAUUCUGAGGCAGCUAGCCAGCGAAUUUGACCAACAGCGACAGACAGAGCCUAGCUCCACUACAGCAGCCGACGAGGGACCAAGAAAUCAGCAUAGUUUGGCGACAAGGAUCUUCUCUAGUCGCACAAGGCGCAGCAGAAACGCGCCGGAGGUAUCAUCGGCAGUAGCCCCGGCCACUACGACUCCAACCGCCGGCAAGGCCUCGACGAGCCCUACAGCACCAGCUACCAAUACGGCAACCGAAGAGGCUUCGCCAAGACCGUGA
Messenger RNA from Pseudogymnoascus verrucosus, 822 nucleotides. RefSeq lists its product as uncharacterized. The coding region runs from base 1 to 822 and encodes 273 amino acids. The transcript is spliced from 3 exons. The record is from RefSeq and is a predicted model, not a curated record. NCBI's taxonomy places the organism in Eukaryota, Fungi, Ascomycota, Leotiomycetes, Thelebolales, Thelebolaceae.